AUGAACCAUUUCCGUCUCGGUUUCUGGCAGACCCUGCUGGUCCUCGUUACUGUAGUCAAUGCCCAGUUGCUGUCCGAUUCACACUCCAGGCCAUACAAUCCCGUUGGGCAGUCGGUGCAGACCAGCAGCGGUCUUGUCCGAGGCCAUGCUGCAUCGGAGCCUACGGUGUCUGAAUAUCUGGGGAUCCCCUAUGCCGUCUCACCAACAGGAAUCGGUCGAUUCGCACCCCCUGUCCCAUAUAACGGCACCGGCACCAUCCUUGCCAACGGUUAUCCCCCAGGUCUCAGGAUCCUGUCUAAUUUGUGCAGGGAUUGUCCCGCCAAUAUCGCCAGUCUCCCAGCUUACCCGGGACUGACGCGGCAGGGCGCGACGAUCUUCAAGACCUUUGCGCAGCAGUUGGGCACGCCCCAGAGCGAGGAUUGUCUGUAUCUGAAUGUGUGGACUAAGCCGACGCAGAAGUUGAAGCCGGUCUUGGUCUUCAUCCAUGGUGGCCGUUUCAGCGUCGGAGGUGCUCACAGUCCCAUGUACACGGGCGAGCACCUCGCGGCCAAGAAUGAUGUCGUCGUUGUCACCUUCAACUACCGGUUGAACAUCUUCGGAUUCUCCGGUGCCCCCGGGCUCCCCCAGAAUGUCGGUCUGCUGGACCAGCGCAUGGCCAUCGAAUGGGUGCACAGCAACAUCGCGGCGUUUGGCGGAGACCCAGGGCGCAUCACCAUCUUCGGGCAGUCCGCCGGCGGCGCCUCGGUCGACUACUACUCAUAUAUCUGGACGGACAAGCCGCUGGUCCGCGGCUUGAUCUCCCACUCAGGCACGGCCUUGAGCUUCCGACCCAACACCGCCGAGGAAUCAGCCAGCUACUUCUACUACGUCGCCGGCACCCUCGGCUGCGGCAACUCCACGGACCCCGUCGACCAGGUGGUCGCGUGCCUCCGUCAGCAGCCCGUCGCCGCGGUGCUAUCGGCCGUGAAGAAAGUGCCGUUUGCCCCGUCGCCUGCUCUGCCCCAGCCACAGUUCCACCCCACCGUGGACGGGGUGACGGUGUUCGAUAACUACGCCGAGCGCUCGGCACAGGGCAAGUUCAUCAAGACUCCCUACCUCAUCACAAGCAACAACAACGAAGCGGGAUACUACCGCAUCAACGCCUUCGCCGGCGGGAUCGACCUCACCGACGAGGCCUGGAACCGGUUCAACCAGGCUGCGUUUACCUGUCCUUCCUCUCGCGCUGCGGCCGACCGCGCCGCGCACGGCGUUUCCACCUGGCAGGCACGGUACUUUGGCGAUUUCUGGAACCUGAGGCUCUACCCGACUAGCGGGGCGUAUCACGGGACGGAUCUGCACAUGGUCUUUGGCACGGCGGAGGAGAUCACGGGGAUCCCGGAUAGUGAGGUGGAAAGAAAGACGAAUGCGUAUAUCUCCUCUGCGUGGGUGGAGUUUGCGAAGGAUCCGGAACGCGGGUUGGAGAAGCUGGGGUGGCCGAAGUAUAAGCCUACUGGUGAGGGUCUGGUCGCUUUUGUCGUCGAUGAGGGCAUGCUAACGAGGAUAGGGAAAACGCUCGUCGGACUGGGAUACAAGAAUGAGUCCAAGGCGCGUAUUCUGGACCAGAAGGUGUAUGAUGCCGGCUGCGCCGCACUGAAUGGAGAUACUACACCCGGCAAGGGGGCAUUUUAA
This is a messenger RNA of Aspergillus clavatus NRRL 1, 1668 nucleotides long. Its product is annotated as carboxylesterase. The transcript has 5 exons. The record is from RefSeq and is a predicted model, not a curated record. The coding region runs from base 1 to 1668 and encodes 555 amino acids. Lineage: Eukaryota; Fungi; Ascomycota; Eurotiomycetes; Eurotiales; Aspergillaceae.